Molecule: messenger RNA, 683 nt
Organism: Sphaeroforma arctica JP610
Lineage: Eukaryota; Ichthyosporea; Ichthyophonida
Exons: 1
Source: RefSeq, a predicted model, not a curated record
AUGUAUCAUAUCGAAGACGACUUUGACGGGCUUCCAACGUUAUUGCAUGGUGACAGUGACGUUCAGUGUGAUGAUGAGUACAGUGAGUUGGAUCUUAUCAUGGCUAAAAGAGAGCGCGAGGAAAGCUUGACACUGAUACCACCGAUACCUAGAAAGAGGCAUAUGGAGCCGAAGAAAAUGCCAUCGAUGCCGUCGGCUGACGGGAUGCGCGAUGGUUUUCUCUCGACGUUCUAUCCUAGUAUGCCAGCUCCAGAUCAAUCCUCAUCGGUAUUAGAGCAUGUAUCGGAGGCGUCGGUACCUCGCACAGCUGGAUUAGCACCUGCGUUAGAACAACCUAUUACUAUUCCACCACCAAUUGCGAGGGAAAUAUUAUCUACUGAAACAUACACACUAUAUAUGUCGAUAUCCAGGGGAACAACAUCUUCGCCGGUAUCACAACAAUCGAUUGUAGAUCCAUCAGUAGAGCAUACUUCUCAAGACAAGCCUGCCAAAGAGAACCCAAAAAUUAAUUCACCAGCUGAUUCAGUGAUUUCAGCCGAUCCCACCGCGACCGAGGUACUUCGAACAGAGCCACCAAGCUACAUGUCAUUCAUUAAAUCAAAUAUGUGGAAGGAAUAUCAGCGUAGGAUGAUGAUCGACAAAAGCCUUGUGCUCGACACCGUGUUUGACAUCGCAACAGGAUU